Cuculus canorus (common cuckoo) is the source of this 3784-nucleotide messenger RNA. RefSeq names its product protein kinase AMP-activated non-catalytic subunit gamma 3 (gene PRKAG3). The coding region runs from base 75 to 1223 and encodes 382 amino acids. The record is from RefSeq and is a predicted model, not a curated record. NCBI's taxonomy places the organism in Eukaryota, Metazoa, Chordata, Aves, Cuculiformes, Cuculidae. The transcript is spliced from 12 exons.
UGCUCGCUGACACCCUAUCUGCCAGGCCCCCGGCAGCCGCAGGCCCAGAAUAGCAGCGCUGCCCCACAGGCAGCAUGGAGCGCCUCUCCAGCCCCGUCGCACCCCAGAUGGCGAUGCUGGAUGCCACCGCCUGCCCCGAGGAGGAAGGGUUCCCAGAGGCCCUGUGCCCAAGAGAGGAGGGGGAGGAGGAGGAAGAUGAAAGGCAAAGGACCCCAAGACCUGUCACCUUCACACUGGGCAACGAGAUGUUGGGGCUGGGCCCGAGCCCUGAGAGUGAGUUUCAGACCCCUGAUGCGGAGAUCUACAUGCACUUUAUGAGAAGCCACUGCUGCUACGAUGCCAUCCCCACCAGCUGCAAGCUCGUCGUCUUUGAUGUCUCCCUGGAGAUCAAGAAAGCCUUUGUGGCACUGGUGACCAAUGGAGUGCGUGCCGCCCCGCUCUGGGACAGCAAGACGCAGAGCUUUGUGGGGAUGCUCACCAUCACCGACUUCAUCAACAUCCUCCACCGCUACUACCGCUCACCCCUGGUUCAGAUCUACGAGGUGGAGGAGCACAAGAUUGAGACCUGGAGAGAGGUGUACUUGCAAGGCUCCUUCAAGCCUCUGGUCCACAUCUCCCCAAGCAAUAGCCUCUUUGACGCUGUCUACUCCCUGAUCAAGCACAAGAUCCACCGUCUGCCAGUCAUUGAGCCCAUCUCAGGCAACGUCCUGCACAUCCUGACCCACAAACGCAUCCUCAAGUUCCUCCACAUCUUUGGCUCCACCAUCCCCAAGCCGCGCUUCCUGAAGAAAACAGUGCAGGAGCUGUGCAUCGGCACCUUCCGCGAUGUGGCUGUCGUGCUCGAGACUGCCCCUGUCUACGCUGCUCUGGAGAUCUUUGUGGACCGCCGUGUCUCUGCCCUGCCUGUCAUCAAUGAAGCCGGGCAAGUGGUUGGCCUCUAUUCACGGUUCGAUGUCAUUCACCUGGCAGCCCAGAAGACCUACAACAACCUGGACAUCAGUGUACGGGAGGCACUGCGGCAGCGCACUAUCUGCCUGGAGGGGGUCCUCACUUGCUACCCCCAUGAAACCAUGGAGGACAUCAUUGACCGCAUUGCCAAGGAGCAGGUCCACCGCCUGGUUCUGGUGGAUGAGAAUCAGUACCCACGGGGCAUCAUCUCCCUCUCUGACAUCCUCCAGGCCCUUGUGCUCACUCCUGCAGGUAUCGAUGCUCUUAACUCUUAGCCCACGACUCUCCAUCUUUCUCCACUUGCAACCUCCAUUUCUCUCCACUUCAGGUAGGCGCUGUCCCCUGCCACUGUGCACCUGUCCCUUCCCUGCUGCUGGGUCAUGCACACCUUGUCACCUCCCUGCUCAGGCCAUCAGCCUUCACCCCAGACAAACUUGUCCUGGAGGAUGGAGGAGGCUGGGGCUGGGGUCCAGCAGCACUGUGUGCCUGCAUGGGGAUGGCAGGAUCUGGAUGUUGCUUGUCCUCAGGGACACAAGGAUCACAAGGGAUCCCCUAUGUGGUCCUGAUUCCUGGUGUACAUGAGGAAGGAUGCAGCAUCUGCCAUGGAGACACCCCCAGGCCCCUACCCGAGCAGCAUGUGGGAUGCAGAACUUGCCAGUCCUUUGCUUGAAGCUGGAUGAUGGGCUUGGGAUGUGAUGCACCUUAAGACAAAAGCCCUUUUUUGACUUCACCCCAAGGCCAAGGCACUCCCUGAGACCUGAGCCCCUUUACUGCCAUUCCUGAGGGACACACAUGGGACAGACCCCACUUGCACGCCCUGGAUGUGCCACCCACCACCAGCCAUGUGCUCAGUGCGGCUGACCCACGGGCCACGGCUGGGAGAGCUCCCGCUCAUGGUGGCCCUGGCCACGGAGCCUCUGGCACCUGUGGUGGACCCAAUUUAGGGGUGGCACUCAUUUAGGGGUGAAAUGGGGGGGGGGGGGGGGACCAGCCCAGCUGCUUCCCAAAGGUAAUGAUGCUUUUUUUGAGGUGGUGGUGAGGAACAGGCUUGGGUCACACCAUGCCCACUUUCAUGCCCACCCAUUCCCCCAGCGAUGCCCAGUUGUUCCAUGCAGAAGGUGACUUGGGGGUGGUGUGUGUUAACACUCCAGAUGUGGGACCCCCCCAAACUUCCCCAUCACGGUGCCUUUGCUCCCCAUCCCUAGUGCCUACAGGGGUGGCUGUGCUGGGAUCUAGCAGGAUGCCAUUGGGUGUCCCCCUCCGGGCCAGCACCCACUCCUACGCCAGGGCAUGCAUCCAAAGUAGGACAAGUCCCUGUUGUGCCCUGUGCUGUCCCUGUGGGAGGGUUGGAAAGCUGUGCCGCAGAGCACCCAGUCCAGCACCAGUGCCUGCCAUGGGGUUAUGGCCUCACAUGCUCUCACCCUGCAGGCAUUGACCAGUCCUGGCUCUGAAGACAUCAGGAAAGUGCUGAUGCAGGGGUCUUUUGCAUGGCCCUGGGGCCGUGGAAGGAGGCUCAGGCCCCGGAGUCUCUCCCAGUGCUGGAGCUCGUCUUGAGUCUGGGGCCAGAUCCUGCCAGCGUCAGGGAGGCAGGGAAUGGGGGAACGGGGGCCCAAGGGUGCCUCCUGCCAGCAAGGACAUGGUGAUGCUCGAUGGGCACCAUGCUUUGAGGAGCUGUGCUACACUCCCAGCUGGGCAUGGGGACCUACAUGGCUCCAUGUGACUCGGCCAGCCUGCUCCCAUCCUGCUGCUGGAUUCAAGUGCUUUGGCCACGGCUCCCCUCGGCAAGCAUGGUCCUGCUGGCUGUGCCUCAUAGCGUAGGCUCAGCUGCACACACAGGCUUGUUUAUUGUAGGGUCACGCGCAGCUGGAGCACCCUGGCAGAGGCGCAGCCUGUGUCGGAGCUGGCAGUAAGAUAGGCAUUUGCACGGGGACCCUGCACAUGUUUUGGGGUGGGGAGGGGGUAUUUAUUUCUUUGCUGGUCUGCUCAGCCUUGUAAUAAAGCAGCCUGCUUCAGGCACUGUCUCCUCACCUUUAUGGGGUGCAACUGGGCACGGCUGCUCCAGAGAGAGCUGAGCUGGGAAGGGGAUGCUGGCUGCUCAGCACGGCCGGGGGACCCAGCCUGGAAUGCCCACCAAGACCUGCUGCAGUGAGGGUGGCAUGGGCAGUGGGUGGCACCUCUGCCCAUAGGGGUAGAGCCAGGGGAAUAGGGACAGAAGCUCACCACAGGUAGUGUAACCUUAAUGGCUCCACUGUGGGAGCGGUUACUGGGUCCCCUUGGUAACACCCUGGGGAUGGCAGCUGUCGUAUCAGCAAAGUUUCUGCCUGCUGCUUCCUCCCAGUCCAGCUGGGCUCCCCAUCAGCAGGAAGGUGACAGGAGUUCACCAGGGGUAUCCUGUAUCCCAGCACUCCAGGAGCCUGGGCAAAUGGCAAUGCAUCCCCUGCCUGCGGCUGCUGCCAGCCCCCAGUCCCUGCGAUGGCUCUGGGUGUCAGCCCCAUGUCCCUUCUUAGGGCCUGGGGGAAGCUGAGCUGAUCCUCCUCCAGCUGCUUCAACCAGAGCGAGUCUUGCCCCCGUUCCUGUGCCCCCAUAUCAGCAUCUCACCAAAAUAACAGCUGAUAGCAAAAGGUCCCGGGCGCUCCACACCCGCCCUGUGCCGGCUGGCCCUGCCAAGGGAUGCACUGCCAGUGCCAGGUGUUGACAGGACCCCACCCCAUCGCACGGGAUGAGCUGUGUUAUUGCUCCACUUGCCUGGGGCCAGGGCUGGCUCCAUCCCUUGGGAUGAGGCACAAUCCCCAACCUCUGUUGGCAGCUCAACUCUCCCCGGGAAGGCAGGGGGAAA